This is a messenger RNA of Monopterus albus (swamp eel), 2898 nucleotides long. It is a transcript of the gene ulk3, whose product is annotated as unc-51 like kinase 3. The coding region runs from base 184 to 1593 and encodes 469 amino acids. NCBI's taxonomy places the organism in Eukaryota, Metazoa, Chordata, Actinopteri, Synbranchiformes, Synbranchidae. Gene Ontology annotation, cellular component: phagophore assembly site; cytoplasm; autophagosome. Gene Ontology annotation, molecular function: ATP binding; protein serine/threonine kinase activity. The transcript has 17 exons. The record is from RefSeq and is a predicted model, not a curated record. Gene Ontology annotation, biological process: piecemeal microautophagy of the nucleus; autophagy of mitochondrion; peptidyl-serine phosphorylation.
ACCCAUAAUUUGUAGUGACGGAGGACCAACGCUAGGAGGCGGUAACAUAUUUUAUAGCAGCUGGUCACCGUGGUGGGGAGUGCUGGCACAUAAAUAUAAACGUUCAUGUAUCAUUCAUUUGCUAGGCAUUUGUUGGCCUAAAGCUCAGACCUGCUUGGGAAAAUUGAUGCUGUUGCCGUGAGCAUGGCCUCAGCCUCCAGCUUUGCUCCUCCAGUUCUGGCAGACUAUAUCCUCACAGAGCGGCUGGGCAGUGGUACCUAUGCUACAGUGUACAAAGCCUACAGAAAGGGAGACAGUCGAGAGGUGGUGGCAGUGAAGGUGGUUGCGAAGAAGACUCUAAACAAGACGUCUACAGAAAACCUACUCACAGAGAUUGAAAUCCUCAAGACUGUGCGUCACCGUCAUAUAGUUCAGCUCAAAGAUUUUCAGUGGGAUGCUGAGAAUAUUUAUCUGAUCCUGGAAUGGUGUUCUGGUGGAGACCUCUCUCGCUUCAUUCGCAGUCGAAGGAUCCUACCUGAGAGGGUGGCCCAACGCUUCUUGCAGCAGAUAGCCUGUGCCCUCCAGUUUCUUCAUGAGCGAAACAUCUCACAUCUGGACUUGAAACCUCAGAACAUUCUGCUCAGCGGCUCUGUCCUGAAACUAGCAGAUUUUGGUUUUGCUCAGUACAUGUCGCCAUGGGAUGAGCAGAGUGCCCUGAGAGGUUCUCCUCUUUACAUGGCUCCUGAGAUGGUGUGCCGAUGCCAGUACGACUCCAGGGUGGAUCUGUGGUCAGUAGGAGUCAUUCUCUAUGAGGCACUGUUUGGGCGAGCGCCAUUUGCAUCAAGGUCAUACGCUGAACUGGAGGAGAAGAUCCGGAGUAACCAACCUAUUGAGCUUCCUCCAGGGUCCAGGGUAUCCAAGGACUGUAGGGACCUUCUUUUGCGGCUGUUGGAGAGAUCUCCAGAUGCCCGGAUUACCUUUGCAGAGUUCUUCACUCACCCUUUUGUGGAUUUGGAGCACAUGCCAAGUUCAGAGAGCCUAGGGAAAGCGAAAGAGCUGGUCCUGCAGGCCGUUCAGAAGGACCAGGAGGGCGAGAGGUCGGCCGCUCUAUCUCUGUACUGUAGUGCCCUUGAGCACUUUGUCCCCGCUAUUCACUAUGAGACGGACCGACAAUGUAAAGAUGCCCUCAGGCAGAAGGUCAGCCAGUAUGUGUCCAGAGCCGAGGAGCUGAAAGCCCUGGUGGCGUCAGACAACAGACAGACCUUUGAGGAGGCCCGGACCUCCAGGGAUGUCCUCCGAGAAAUGUCUCGAGACCAGCCACGACUGCUGGCUGCUUUGAAGAUAGCCUCUACUGCCAUUGCUAAGGAAGAGAGUGGAGUGGAUGAUCAUGAGGCCCUGGAUAUGUACCAGCAGUGCUUAGGAGAACUACUGCUGACACUAGCAGCUGAGCCCCACGGUCGCAGGAGAGAGCUGCUCCAUAGCGAGAUUAAGAGCCUGAUGACCAGAGCGGAAUACCUCAAAAAGCAUAUCAAGAUGCGGGAGACUCAAAGUGACGUGUCUCUGGAUCGAGAAACCUUUACAGACUCUGUCAGAAACACCUGCUGUUUGCAGUAAGCCUGAUGACCACCAUGGGAACUGGCUGGGACGCCCCACACAUCAUCAGAAUGCCUGUCAGUGUUCAGGUUGGACACACAGCUUUCACCUGAGCAGGUUUCUGCUGGGGCCAAAUCAAACCUGCAUCAGACCUCACCCUAACCAACAGCCUGGGUGGGAUAUUACAGUUGCCAACCAUAUGUGGUCAAUAUUUUGGUUGUUGCUGGAAUGUUAUUCUACCAGAUGAUUUGCCAGGGAAACAACUGGUCUUUAUUCUUUUAGAGGGAAAAAAGGUUUGACUGGUAAAAUAGUGAAAAUAUUUAUGAAUAUAUUUAUUCUUCUGAAUUUUGGAUUUGCACCCUGGUGAAUGUGAAAGUUGGUUCCCUGCUCUCUCACUGUAUUGUUGCACUGUUUGGCCUCAGAUCCCUCCUCCUGACACACCAUUGGUAUGUAAAUGCUGGGUAGCUUGUAUCACACUGUCAUGGUAAACUGAUACUGCUACUUUUGUUUCGGUGCAGAACAUCCAGAUGAAGUGCGAAAACCUGAAAAUACAAUCAAAUGGGAACAUUGAUGUUACAAAGUAUCAGUUUUGAACUGUAGUAUUAAGUAUAUUCUAUAGAGGCCUCUGCAAACAUGCACAUACCCCCACCCCCGGCCCCCUUUCCCACUGCCUUUACUGUGGGUCAACCACAGGCUCACCAUGCUCUCUCUGCUGAUGGAGUCCUCACCACCACUAUGAGGGGAAAACUGGAGAGGUGCGGCUCUGCUUUAUUUACACUAGACAUGCAUUUUCUUAGGUUUGGCACUGGCCAGGAUUUGAGGGAUACACUGAGUUGUGGUGCUCAGGCAAAACCUUCAUAACCAGACCUGUAUAAAAUGGUGAAAACAACUGGUGGCAGACUGAUAAUCCUCACUGUUGUAGGUCUUCAUGGGCUGUUUUCAUUUCAGACAGGUAAUUUGCUUUAAUACUCCAAAAGGAAGCUUUACUUUAUGAACAUAAUUUUUAUGGCAACUGGGGGAAAAAAAGCCUGAAGAGGAGUCAAAUGAAAAAUGUAUGAAUAUGUCUGGUGGCAAGAUUUUCACAUUGUUUUGUCAUUAAAUUUUUUAUUUGAAUGGUUAUAUAAUUGUAUUUAUUAAAUGAGAAAUUCAUUGAAGAAUAAAAUGUCAAUCUCUGAAGUAUUGUUGUCUGCAACUGUAGCUUCAGACAUUUUAUCAGAAGUACCAGACAAAUACACAUCUUGUAGAACCUAUGGAAAGAUUUAUGUGCUGUCAUUGGAGCAAUACUGCUGGUCUCUCACCAUCGUCCUCUUCUGGAAGACCACUCUC